AACAAACGAACAAGCGGUUCGCAAAAGUCAAAUGAGGAUAGUGUUUGUGGUGUUUAUUUUUAAUUAAAUAGUUUAAAAUUUAUUACAAUUCAUAGGUAGUUCCAAUGAAAUGGCAUCUGCAUUGGAACAGUUUGUGAAUACUGUUAGGACUUCAUCUACCCACGGUAACUUUAGGGAGCUUUGUGAAUUUUUAAAUAAAUCUAGUGAAGUACUUAUAAAGCACAGUCAACAUCUGGAUAAUGUAUUGGAAACUUUGGACAUACAACAUCAUUCUUUGGGAAUCUUAGCUGUACUAUGUGCUAAAUUUAGUGUUCCUCCACCAAACAAUACCACUGAUAAUAGAUUUUCUCAAGCUCAUGAUUUUAUAUUAAAUUGUAAUGGAGAACAAAUUAGGUUUGCCCCUGAUACUUUUGCUGAAUUGUGUCAUUCUCUCACUAACUAUUUAGUAGAACAGAAGCAACCAUUGAAGGGAAUAUUACUUCUUCAAAAAGCCAUUUCAAAGCUAAGACUAUAUGAUUCACAAUUAACAUCUAUUCAUGCAGACUUGUGUCAGCUGUGUCUAUUGGCAAAAUGUUUUAAACCAGCUUUAGAAUUGUUGAAUGUAGAUGUUACAGGAAUAUGUCAAGAGAUGUCACAAAACCCAAACGGACCUCAAUUUGAAUCGAAGUAUUUUCUGUUGUAUUAUUAUUAUGGUGGGAUGAUCUACUUAGCUGUUCGUAAUUUAGAUAGAGCUCUAUAUUUUUUCGAAGUAGCAAUUACUACACCCUCACUAGCUGUUUCACAUAUUAUGCUAGAAUCGUUUAAGAAAUACAUUUUAGUGUCUUUGUUGCUUUAUGGAAAGAUUCAGUCAAUUCCCAAGUUUGCUUCUCAGGUGGUUUCACGAUUUAUAAAACCACUAUCCCAGCCUUAUUAUGAGUUAGCUAACGCUUUCAUCUUAAACAAUACAGCCGAAUUGAAUACUGUACUUAACAAACAUUCUGAAAUGUUCACCAGGGAUCAUAAUAUGGGUCUUGUGAAACAAGUAUCGUCGGUUCUUUAUAAAAAAAAUAUUCAAAGGUUGACAAAGACAUUUUUGACACUUAGUUUAUCUGACGUUGCAAGUCGAGUGGGUCUUUCCAGUCCAGUAGAAGCUGAAAAUCAUAUUUUACAGAUGAUUGAAAAACAACAAAUUUAUGCUACAAUAAACCAAAAAGAUGGUAUGGUCGUAUUCAGAGACGAACCCGAGAAAUACAGCGGGCCUGAUGUUUUGAAAGGUCUCGAAGAGCAACUAGCCAUAUGCAUGGAAUUAGAUAGGCAAAUUUUAGCAAUGGAUGAAGAAAUUCAAGUCAAUCCCCAAUACGUGAAAAAGUCAUCAGGUUUGCAGGACGAGGAACAGCCCAAGAGUACAUAUGCUAUGUAAAAACUAAUUUAAAAAUAUGCAGAUGAGCUGUAUUCAAGUUUUCGUUUUUUAAUAUAUCGGAUUUUUGUCUAGUUUGAUUUUCUUAACACAUUUUUUUGUUUACGUUAUUUUAUGGAAUGUCAAGCAAUAGAAUAAACAUUAAUAGUUAUUUUUU
Diabrotica balteata is the source of this 1553-nucleotide messenger RNA. Lineage: Eukaryota; Metazoa; Arthropoda; Insecta; Coleoptera; Chrysomelidae. The record is from the annotation of a GenBank genome assembly.